Molecule: messenger RNA, 1629 nt
Organism: Nicotiana attenuata
Lineage: Eukaryota; Viridiplantae; Streptophyta; Magnoliopsida; Solanales; Solanaceae
Product: protein ECERIFERUM 1
Exons: 2
Coding region: 114-1424 (436 amino acids)
Molecular function (GO): acyltransferase activity, transferring groups other than amino-acyl groups
Source: RefSeq, a predicted model, not a curated record
UUUAUAAAUUCACUCCCUUUUCUUCCUUUUUGGCACCUUCUCCCCCUCCCACAAAAUAUUGUCUUCAUUCUCUACUCCUUACCAUUUCUGUCUUUAAUUAAUUAUUCUCUAUCAUGGCAUCAAUGGACGUCGAGAAAUUAAUCUCCGACGUAAAGUUAACGUCCGUCGUACCAGCGAAAAUCACCGGAGCGGAUAAAGUUCAUGAACUUACUAACAUGGACUUAGUCAUGAAGUUGCAUUACAUUAAGGGUCUUUAUUUUUUCAACAGUGAUGCAGUUGAAGGUUUGAAUAUAAAUGACUUUAAAAAACCCAUGUUUCAUUUUCUUGAGCUAUAUUAUGAGACUUCCGGCAGGAUUAGGAGGUCGGAGGACGGCGGUGGCCGGCCGUUCAUAAAGUGUAAUGACGGUGGUGUUAGGAUUAUCGAAGCUAAGAGUAGCAAAACAAUUGAGGAGUGGCUGGCUAUGAAUGAUUCUUCUGUUAAUGAUCAGCUUGUUUAUGAUCAAGUUCUUGGUCCUGAGUUGGGCUUUGCACCUCUUGUGUUCAUUCAGUUCACUUGGUUCAAAUGUGGAGGGAUGUCAAUAGGGCUAAGCUGGGCUCAUGUUCUUGGAGAUGUAUUUUCAGCUUCAAAUUUUAUCAACAUGUGGGCACAAAUCAUGGCUGGUCAUCAACUCCCACCUCAGUCUCUUAACAACUCAAGAACCAAUAAAUUCAUCAAUCCAUUAUUAUCUACAGUUGAGAAUUUGCCAUUUUCUCUAAAGAGGGUUGAUCCUGUUGGUGAUCAUUGGAGAAUCACCAACACUUGCAAAAUGAUAUCACAUUCUUUUCACAUUACAGAAAAGCAACUAAACCAACACAUUUCCAAGAUUUUUGGACCUAAACAAUCAGCUAAAGUGAAGCCUUUUGAUGUAAUUUCUGCUACAAUGUGGAAAAUUUUGGCUAAGGUAAGGGGGGAAUCAGCAGAGCCUGGGAUUGUCACAAUUAUAUGUAGGGACAACUCUUGUGACAGAGAAAUAACUCAAGUGUCUAACAAUGGUCAAGUGAUUAGCAUCGUUGAAGCUGAUAACGUUAAGGUUUCAAAGGCAAAUGUUUUUGAAUUGGCAAAGUUGAUAGCUGAAAAGGGUGUGGAUGAGACUAAAGUUGUUGAAGAAUUAAUGGAGAAAGAAAAUGGUAUAUUAGACUUUGUUGUGUAUGGUGCAAAUCUUACAUUUGUGAAUCUUGAAGAGGCAAAUAUUUAUGGGUUUGAACUUAGGGGUAAAAAACCACUUUUUGCAAGUUAUAAUAUUAGUGGGGUUGGUGAGGAAGGUGUUGUUUUGGUGUUAGCAGGGCCUGCAAAUUUGAAUGGAAGGAUAGUGAAUUUGGUUUUGCCUGAGGAUCAAAUUGAAGGGUUUAAAUAUGAGUUGAAAGAGGAAUUAGGCGUCUUCUGAAAUUAAUAGCAUUUAAUAAAGUUCUUAGUUACUCCAUGUCAUAUGUGUUUAAGGAUGGAGAAUGGAACCAGUUGUAUUUGGUACUACUGUUAUAAUUUUGGAUAAUUUCUUUGUGGUUUGCGAGAUUAUGCUCACCUCUCCUAUUUUGAAUUUUUAUGUAAACUUUGUAUUUUUUGAUAAUAAUAUACUGUUAGGUAUUUGUCCA